GGAGUCCUCGUCGACCUUUACGUCCCCCGCAAGUGCGCUGCCACUAAUCGCCUUAUCAUUUCCAAGGAUCAUGCCUCAGUCCAAAUCGCUGUCGCCGACGUCGACGCCAACGGCCGAGCGCUUUCCACUUCUACUUCUUUCGCUCUCUGCGGUCAGGUCAGAGCUAUGGGUGAAAGUGACGAUUCUUUGAACCGUUUGGCUACUAAGGCAGGCCUCCUUCGCAAUGUCUGGUCAUACCAAAAGUGA
Molecule: messenger RNA, 246 nt
Organism: Phanerochaete carnosa HHB-10118-sp
Lineage: Eukaryota; Fungi; Basidiomycota; Agaricomycetes; Polyporales; Phanerochaetaceae
Exons: 3
Biological process (GO): endonucleolytic cleavage to generate mature 3'-end of SSU-rRNA from (SSU-rRNA, 5.8S rRNA, LSU-rRNA); translation; endonucleolytic cleavage in ITS1 to separate SSU-rRNA from 5.8S rRNA and LSU-rRNA from tricistronic rRNA transcript (SSU-rRNA, 5.8S rRNA, LSU-rRNA)
Cellular component (GO): cytosolic small ribosomal subunit; ribosome
Molecular function (GO): structural constituent of ribosome
Source: RefSeq, a predicted model, not a curated record